Messenger RNA from Lactuca saligna, 684 nucleotides. The record is from the annotation of a GenBank genome assembly. NCBI's taxonomy places the organism in Eukaryota, Viridiplantae, Streptophyta, Magnoliopsida, Asterales, Asteraceae.
AUGAAUGGACAUCCGAAAGCCGCUUCUUUGAAAACCGUCCGAUUAUUAUUUCUAGAGCUUUGUGCAGAACUCUUUGAUGGAAACAUUGCAUCUGGUAAUCUCAGCUAUGCCACAUCCCAAACACCAUCGGGACAGGGAUCAUCUUGUUUCCAUGUCUCACACGUAAAGCUUAUAGACGCCCCUUCCAUCAACAUAGAUGAAGAUGAUUACUUUUCCAAUCAUACUAAUGAGCAUUUUACUCAGCCACCACCUUCUGCUGCUUCACCUUCUGCUGAUUCAUCUUCUGCUAAUUCACCUUCUGCCGCUUUACCUUCUGGUAACCCCAACAAAAGGGCUAAACCCUCAACUCUUAGACCUCGAGCUCCUAGUGCCUCACCAGAUCCACCUUCGUGUGCCUCGCCUAAAGCUUCUAUUACUGUUGAUGAUUCAGCACUGGAAAUGCAAAAAGCUCUACGCCAUUUGACUCAAGGUCCAACAAUUCCUCAAUGUUUAAAAAAGCUUGAGUUGCUCGAGUUAGGCCUAGUAGACCCUCUACGAUUUUUUGCGUAUCAAAAUUUUGGAGGGACCAUGAAUAUAAUAGAGUUGUGGGUAAAUUUGCCCAAUGAUCCACAAAUAUUAAGAGGAUGGAUCGAGAUGACAACUACAAGUUUAGGAGUUUUAAAGGAUAGAAAGAUUGUUCGUUAA